AUUCGGUAUACGAGAGGAUAUUCACGCAUGUGCAUCGUCCUUUUAGCAGAGGCACUUUAUCUCAUCAGAUCUAACCGUUGAGAGUCUCAAAGUUUUGGAGAGUGAGAGGUCAUGUGACUUGGAGUUUUUGGAGAAAGGCCUGACUCCAAAAUUGAGGCUGGCCGGUUAAUCAUCGCUUGAAUCGGCGCUUCGCAGCUCUGAACUUCAACUGAAGCUCACGCGCCUCAAGUAACAGCAUCGUCUUUGUUCAUCUUCUAUCAAAGCAAAUCGCCGCCCCCGACGUCUUAUCACAGGAAUCAAAAUUUUCAGUAUCACCAUAUAGAAAUUCCGCCUGAUCAACUACUCAGAGAUUACCCAACAGGGACUUGAUACCUGCGUUGCUUGUUCGUUUCCAUCUUGAAGGACCCACUCCCUUCGACGCGCUUCUCAAAGCUAUUGUGCAUGCUUGAUACGCCAAAGAAAAUCCGUCACGAUGGCCUAUGAGCCUCGUGGUGAUCAUGGUGGUGGCCAGGGCCAGGAUGGGGCAUUUGUCAAGGUCCGAGGCAGGCGUAAGUUUACCCAUCAUACUCUGUGACAUUUCUCCUGUUGUGUUUGCAUUGCCAAGCUGCUCGGUGGCAGAAAAAUAUGAAAGCUGUGGGAGAGAUGCAACUACAUCCACUGUCUCUGUCCCAUGUAUUUUCAAGGGAUGAUUGUUGUUUAGACGAGCAAUCGAGGUUUUCGAUUUCGGCCAAUCUCAUGCUUAAAAGCAGGGGUUCUUUCUGGGGCUGUGAAAGAGGCAUUCGAAUACACAUACAUCAUAACCUGAAGACUUAAAUCACAACUGAUUUCAAACUGACGCUUCAACUUCAGGACCUGUGACUGACUAUGGCGCCACUAUAACACAUUGGCAACAUGAUCGUGCCCCCAGCUAUAAGGGAGGAUAUACUGGCGAAGCUGAGCGACCUAGCGUUAGCUAUAUCGUUGAUAUGCUUCCCCCUGCAGCGCGUGUCACAAAAGCUGCCGACAGUAUCCCUAUCAAGCACCUUCACUCUUCUCUCAAUAAGAUUAAGCAUCCCAUCAACGUAGUGCGGUGGACACCAGAAGGUCGAAGAUUAUUAACAGCGUCGACCAGUGGCGAGUUCACACUAUGGAACGGAACAGGCUUCAAUUUCGAAACCAUUAUGCAGGCUCACGAUUCUGCCAUUCGUGCUUUGGAAUAUUCACAUAGUGACGACUGGCUUAUCUCGGCGGAUCACGAUGGAGUUAUCAAGUACUGGCAGCCAAACUUCAACAAUGUUCAGAGCAUCAACGCCCAUACUGACCCUAUUCGAGACCUUGCUUUCAGUCCAAGUGAUUCCAAGUUCGUCACCGCAAGCGACGAUUCGACCCUCAAGAUCUUUGACUUCGCUCUGGGACAAAUGGAAUCCAAGCUUGAAGGCCACGGAUGGGAUGCAAAAAGUGUGGAUUGGCAUCCUACCAAGGGACUACUCGUAUCUGGUUCCAAGGACCAUCUUGUCAAGCUUUGGGACCCUCGUACUAGCCGCUGUCUAACGACUCUACACGGUCACAAGAGUACUAUAACAAAAGUACUGUUUGAAAAGGUCCGUGGUGCUUGUCUCGCCACAUCUGCAAGAGACCAGACCGCUCGUGUUUUCGAUCUUCGCAUGAUGCGUGAUAUCUGCCUUCUCAAAGGCCACGAGAAGGAUAUUUCCACUCUCACAUGGCACCCUAUCCACCCUAAUCUUCUCAGUACUGGUGGUAUGGACGGCUCGCUAUUCCACUAUCUACUCGAUUCACCAAACCCGCCUCCUGGCCAAUCUUUCACUGUUGCUCCUUACGACAGCCCUGACCCGUCGUCAGUAGCCGCCCAGUCGGUAUGGCCAAUGCACAAGGUGCCCUUUGCUCAUGAUUAUGCUAUUUGGUCCCUCGACUGGCAUCCUCUCGGACACAUUCUGGCAUCAGGAUCCAACGACCGAAUUACGCGUUUCUGGAGCCGUGCUAGACCUGGUGAUACAGAUGUUUUCCAGGAUCGCUACCAUAUCGGUGAAGCAGCGGCCGAGGCCCAAGGAACCUGGGACCGCCGUGGUAAUCGUCGGCAGCGCCAGGAGGAGGAACAACAAGAGAUGGAAGACGAGAUGGACGCUCUUGUUGAUCAAGACGCACCGAAAGCUGCUGUUCCUGGACUACCUGGUAUUCCUGGACUGCCUCUUGGUGGAGGCCUACCCGGCCUUGGCUCAAGUAUUCCACCUCCUCCCAUUCCUGGUGUCGGUGCUGGCUCAGGAGCUCCUCCACCGCCUCUACCAUUCCCCUUACCUGGACUCAAUGGCGGUCCGCCUCCGCCUCCCUUACCUGGACUGGAUCCCAAUAAUCCUCCAGAUCCAGCUCAACUCCUCGAGCUUAUGAAGAAGGCCGGCGUGCCUCUCCCGCCACCAGGAGCUCUACCACCAGGAGCAUUACCCCCUGGACUUAUCCCACCACCGGGCAGCAUGCCUCCUCCGCCCGGGAGCUUUGCCAUGCCAGUCCCACCACCUCCCAUGCCGGGAUUCGAUGCCGACAAGGCAGAUGCCCGACGGAGAGCUCCUCUUCCCAGUCAAGAGGAGAGUUUGCGCCACGAACAACGACAAGGGAAAUACACGAGAGCGAGAUAGAGGGAAUAAAGAAAAAGAAACGCCGAUGAUUCGAUACCCUCUGGCGCUGGUGGUCUACGUAAUGCUGACUGUUUGCAACUAAAGCAAGCAUACACUGUAUCCUUAGGGAAUAUGGCACAGAUUUCAAAAACUGUAAUGUACAUGUCAAUCGAAAACUUUUGUAUACCCAUCAUUCAUUUGAGCCCGUAGGCAAGAUGCACAUGCUAUCGGUGGUGCAUAUAAUUCUAAAUGCUAAAACAUGUAAC
Fusarium verticillioides 7600 is the source of this 2872-nucleotide messenger RNA. Its product is annotated as polyadenylation factor subunit 2. Bases 966 to 2627 code for a protein of 553 amino acids. Gene Ontology annotation, molecular function: protein binding. The record is from RefSeq and is a predicted model, not a curated record. Lineage: Eukaryota; Fungi; Ascomycota; Sordariomycetes; Hypocreales; Nectriaceae. The transcript is spliced from 2 exons. Gene Ontology annotation, cellular component: mRNA cleavage and polyadenylation specificity factor complex.